Messenger RNA from Lingula anatina, 3367 nucleotides. RefSeq names its product ADP-ribosylation factor-binding protein GGA1. The record is from RefSeq and is a predicted model, not a curated record. NCBI's taxonomy places the organism in Eukaryota, Metazoa, Brachiopoda, Lingulata, Lingulida, Lingulidae. Gene Ontology annotation, molecular function: phosphatidylinositol binding; ubiquitin binding; small GTPase binding. Gene Ontology annotation, cellular component: trans-Golgi network. Gene Ontology annotation, biological process: protein localization to cell surface; Golgi to plasma membrane transport; intracellular protein transport.
GGUUAAAAGUUUGCGACUUCCUCCAUAAGGUAAUCAGUCUCGGGAAAUAUCGUGGCAUCACGUGCACACCACAAUGGCGGAAGCAGAAGAGGAAGCUUUGGAAAUAUUAUUGAACAAGGCUACCAGUCCUCUAAACAGGGAGGUUGAAGUAGACUUUAUGAAUGGGUUCUGUGACCAGGUGAACCAGGAACUAGAUGGUCCCAUGACCGCUGUGAGGCUGUUGGCACAUAAAAUACAGUCUCCACAAGAAAGAGAAGCUCUCUAUGCUCUGACAGUUUUAGAAGCAUGUGUAAAAAAUUGUGGCAAGAGGUUUCACCAAGAAAUUGGGAAGUUCAGAUUUUUGAAUGAAUUGAUUAAAGUUGUUUCUCCAAAGUAUUUAGGUACAAAGACGACGGAUAAAGUCAAAACAAAAUGUAUUGAAUUAAUAUACAGCUGGACAGUUGGACUGCGACAUGAAGCAAAAAUAUCAGAAGCAUACGAGAUGUUAAAAAGACAGGGGAUUGUGAAAGAAGAUCCUGUAUAUAUUGACAAGGAGGAUAUUCCUGUUCCACCACCAAGACCACAUAAUAGCAUAUUUGAUGAUGAGGAAAAGUCUAAGCUGUUAUCUAGGCUGCUGUCAAGUAAACAUCCCGAGGAUCUCCAGGCUGCUAACAGACUCAUAAAAAACAUGGUAAAACAGGAUGCGGAAAAAACAGAAAAGAAGGCUAGGAGACAUACAGAAUUAGAAACUGUAAACAAUAAUGUAAAACUCCUGGGAGAUAUGUUAUCACAUUAUAAACCAGGAGAGGGAACUGCAUCAGAUAUAGAAAUAAUGAAGCAAUUGUAUGAAACACUCGACAAACAUCGGCCAAAUCUUUUCCGUCUUGCAAGUGAUGCAGAUGAAAAAGACGAUGAAGGCAUCAGUGCGAUUUUAAAAGCUAAUGAUGAAGUUGGUCGUGUAAUGGGCCAGUAUCGUAGAUUGGUAGAUGGAACGACCCAGGAAAAUGGGGUGGCUGCAGCAGGAGAUAAAGGUAACAGCUCUGAUCUAUUGGAUCUGAACUUUGACACCCCUAUGCUGGGAGACACCAGUUCCUCUGCACUGCCUGCUUCAGCACCUGCCUCUGGAGCCUCAACUUUAGAUGAAGAUUUAGCUUCCUUAGGUAUAAGUGCUAGUUCAAACAGUGCUACCCAAGCCUCAGGUGCUGGUUCCCAAGACCUUGGUAUUAGUUCCAGUGGAGAUUUAAAUCAGUUUGGAGACUUCUUCAAACCUUCAUUAGUUACAGGCAGUACAACAGCUUUUUCAACCAAUCCUUCAUCAGCGUUUGCAAACUUCAAUCAACAACCACAGAUGAUUCCUCCCCCAAGGAUGCAGCAACAGGGAAAUGCCAGUUCAGGUUUCAUGCAAGGUAGUAUACCCUCAGCCAACAUGAACAGGCCAUACCCUAUCCAGACAGCUGGGGCCCCCAUCAUGGCUUCUUCUGUUGCUCCUACCGCACAUACAGAAAAUGCUGCUCCACAACUUUCUCAACAGAAAGCAAUGGCAGAUUUGGAUGAGCUGGGAAAAACUGUUCUUCAAAAGCACAAAGCUGAUACCAAUGUUAAAACUUUUAUUCCACCUCCUAGCCAACCGGUCAAAGUUCCCUUAAACCAGAUGCAAAAGUCCGGUGCAGGUGCACCCCUGGUCUCUCCUUCCUCACCAGGAGGACAGGCAAGUCCAGCAAAAAGGACGGAUACAUCAGUUCAACCCUUGACAGAUGUGUUUGUACCUUUAGAGUCUAUACAACCAGGAUCAACAUCCCCUUUAAACGCAUAUGAUAAAAAUGGACUGAAAAUAAUAAUUCACUUUGGGAAGGAUCGGCCCAGGGCUGAUGUGAUGGUAAUGGUGGUGUCCGUCAUGAGUACCAACACAAGUGCUGUAAAGGCAUUAAGUUUUCAGGCUGCGGUACCUAAAACUAUGAAGGUGAAACUGCAGCCUCCCUCAGCAACAGAUUUACCAGCUUUCAAUCCUAUAUUGCCUCCCUCUGCUAUUACUCAAGUCAUGCUGCUAGCCAAUCCACACAAGGAAAAGAUAAGAGUAAAAUUCAAGCUGACCUUUACCAUGAAUGACACUCCUGUGACAGAUGUGGGGGAAAUUUCUAAUUUCCCUGAAGAAAGCCUCUUGUGAUGCCAGUUUAGCACUAUACCAAAGCAUACAGAGAAAAAUAUGCUUUUCACUGAAAGACCUUGGGCAAUUUUAAAAAUUGCAUUCACUGACUUUGACUUCAAUGACAUCAGUGAAAGGUACAGCCUUAUCUACAUAGACCAGUUGAUUGCAAAAAUAACCACCAAUACCCCUAUUAAGCAAAAGAGGAAAAAAUGGAGCUGUUAUGUAACUCUGCUAUAUUAUUAUGCCCUUUUUUCAAACAUUCAUGAUCAAAUUGACCUUCAUAUUGUGAUAAUGGGUUUAGUUGAUAAGUGCAUUGAAAUAUGCGCUAUUUUCAAUAUUGGUUUAAUAAGAGAAAAAAAAUCAACAAUUUUCUUUAACAGGUGUGUUAAUGGACUCUGGAUUGGUGUGCAUUCUGAUGCCAUGCCAUAUUGCUAGUCAGUUCUAGAAGCUUUAAGAAUACAAACAUGUACACACACUCAAAUAUAUGUACCAAUGUGACCAAGGUAUCAAAAUGACCACUGACAUUGUAAAUAUGAAGCAAAAUGCAAGGUCUAAUAAUCUGUUUACACAUAUUUACUUUCAUAUACAGACUAUCAAAGAAAUAAUGGGUUUAAAGAUCUGUUAACUGUAUAUUUACACCAUGUUUUGCUGACCAAUGGAGAAAUAUGCUUGAAAAGGUCAUCCUAAUUGUGUUGACGUAGGACCAGAAUAGAAACGCGUCUAGGUGCUUGGGGGAACUGAGUGAAUCCUAGGUUCAGCAACACCAGGAUUGAUGCUUAUAGAGACAGUGUUUCUGGAAAGAACCUCCUUUUUGAGUGUAGAAAAGUUGCUUUAACCAUGGAGGAAGGGGGUAAAAAUUACGAUUAAUAAGUGCAAUGAAUGUUUUUUGUACUGUAGAUGGCAAUUUCAGGUGUUUAAAACAACUGUAUAUAUGUUCAAAUCACUUGCAAUGGGUGUGCCUUAAAGAUACAGAAUGGUUGUAUUUGAGUAUGCCAUAAUAGAGUAGUAAGUUUAUUCAAGAAGGUAAGGUUGCACUGUUAUUUAUGUGAGAUGCAGAACACAAAAAUGGGCUGGGCCUUUGAUCAAUUGGAUAAUAAAUGUGGGAGGGUAUGUAUAUGUAUUAAAUAUUUUAUUUUAUAAGUCUUACAAUAAGUUUCAAUGUUGAUUUCACAUCUCGCAGCAACAUGUAAACAUUGGUGUCUGAAGAUUAUGUAUUCAAAUAAAUGAUUACUUGAACCAUAA